AUGGGCCCGCGGCUUCUGCUGCCGCUGCUGGGGCUGCUGCUGGCGCCGGGCGGCGCCGUCCCGGCCUGUCCCGGGAUUUCCUCGGAGCCGCCGCUUUUUCCCGGGAAGGGCCAAUCCCGGCCGCUCUCCGAGGGCCUCCGGCGCUUCCGCUGGAGCCGGCAGGACGCCUCGCAUCCCGGGAAACGGGAGGAGCUCGCCGGGAAAACGGCGGGAAUUGCCGGCUCUUCCCGCUUUUCCGACGAGGCCGAGGACGGGAAGCGCUCCUAUUCCAUGGAGCACUUCCGCUGGGGAAAACCCGUCGGGCGCAAGAGGAGACCCGUCAAGGUCUACCCCAACGGAGCCGAGGAGGAAUCGGAGGAGAAUUCCCGCCCGGAAUUCCGCAGGGGAGAAUCAUCCGAGGAGGAGGAGGAAGAAUUCCCGGAAUUCCCGUGGGAUUCCCGGAAGGAGAAGCGUUACGGCGGAUUUAUGAGCUCGGAGCGGAUCCGGACGCCGUUGGUGACGCUCUUCAAGAACGCCAUCGGGAAGAGUUUCGCCAAGGAUGGGCAGUGAUGGGAAAAAAUCCCGGGAGAAUCCCGGGAAAAAAAUCCCGGGAAAAUCCCACGGGGAAAAAUUCCCGGAAAAUCCGGGGAAAUCCCCCGGGAUUCGCGGCCCCCGUAGCGUCCCCUUAGCAAUUCAUCCUUCCUAAUAAAAAAUCCCGGGAUUCUCGGGCGGGAAUUCCCGGGUUUGGGAGUUCUUGGAAUUGGGGCGGAUCCCGGUUGGGAAUUCUUGGAAAUAUUGUAAAGGAGGGAUGGAAAAUUCCCAAAAAAAAAUAAAAAAAAAAAGCUACGGA
This is a messenger RNA of Lonchura striata (white-rumped munia), 829 nucleotides long. The record is from RefSeq and is a predicted model, not a curated record. NCBI's taxonomy places the organism in Eukaryota, Metazoa, Chordata, Aves, Passeriformes, Estrildidae.